AUGCCGCAGAACGAAGAGCCAGCGGUGGCGAUGCCACAGGAUGUCGAAAGCAACGAGGAUUUCGAGCAGAAGGAAUCAUCGAAAUUGAUGAGACUGUACUCGCACCCAUGGACACAGAUUCUGCUCAUCAGCUUCAUAUGCUUCUGCAUGCCUGGAAUGUUCAAUGCUCUCUCCGGUCUGGGAGGCUCUGGUCAGGUCGACUCAACCGUCGCAGCUAACGCCAACGUCGCUCUUCUCUCGACCACGGCGGUGGCCGCGCUCUUCAUUGUCGGCCCCAUUUUCUCCUUCGUCGGACCUAAGAUCUGCUUCUUGAUGGGCGGCUGGACGUACGCCAUGUACAGCGGCAGUCUGCUCAGCUUCAACCACAAUGGAAACGGCGCCUUCGUCAUCGCUGCCGGUGCGAUUCUCGGCAUCGGCUCCUCCUUCAUCUGGAUUGUUCAGGGCGCCAUCAUGACGACGUACGUUCACGAAUCACAAAAGGGCCGAGCCAUCGCCGUGUUCUGGAUCAUCUUCAACCUUGGUGGGGGCGUCGGUUCUCUGGCUGCUUUCGGGCUCAACUUCCACUCCACGACCGGCACCGUCAACGACGCGACCUACAUUGCGCUCAUGUCCAUCAUGCUGUUCGGAUGGGCUUUGGGCAUCUUCAUUUGCUCGCCCAAGCGCAUCCGCUUGGCACAGCUCAGCGCCGCCACCGAGACGGAGAAGCAGAGCGUGAAGGGCAUGUUCGACAUGUCCGUGGCGACGCUGUGCAAUUGGAGGGUGCUUUGCAUGCUGCCCCUUUUCUUCUGCGCCAACGUGUUCUACUCGUACCAGCAGAACAACGUCAACGGCAUGACGUUCAACAUUCGAACACGGUCGCUCAACGGUGCUCUCUACUGGAUGGCGCAGAUGGUCGGCGGUCUCGUCAUCGGUGUCCUCCUCGACCUCCCCAUGCUGGAGCGCCCGGGACGUGCCCGGUUGGGCUGGGUAGUGCUGUUCGUUACCGGCAUGGCGAUCUGGGGCGGCGGCUACCAGUUUCAGAUAUGGCAAGAUGCUCGCCACGCCCAGGGCCUCAUUCAGGAUAUCGAUUACACGCAGGGCUCUAUCUCUACGGGACCGAUCUUCCUGUACAUCUUCUACGGAGCGUAUGAUUCUCUCUGGCAGUCGUACUGCUACUGGCUCAUGGGGACCCAGUCCAACUCGCCUGGCAGAGCGGCCGUUCUGGUCGGCGCUUACAAGGCAUUUCAGGCAGCGGGAGGGGCGAUGGCGUGGAGGAUCAAUGCCAUUCACACCAGCGCGAUGACCCAGCUUGCUAUGAACUGGGGUCUGAGCAUCGGUUCGUUGCUUCUGGCGUUACCUACGGUGUUGACGGUGACGAGGAGCACUGGCGUCUUGGAAGAGGCUGGUGCAGAGGUGCCAAAUGAGAAGGCCGAGGAGAAAAUGGUUGAGGAUUCGUAG
Colletotrichum karsti is the source of this 1437-nucleotide messenger RNA. RefSeq lists its product as uncharacterized. Bases 1 to 1437 code for a protein of 478 amino acids. The record is from RefSeq and is a predicted model, not a curated record. The transcript has 4 exons. NCBI's taxonomy places the organism in Eukaryota, Fungi, Ascomycota, Sordariomycetes, Glomerellales, Glomerellaceae.